This is a messenger RNA of Pongo pygmaeus (Bornean orangutan), 7678 nucleotides long. RefSeq names its product heparan sulfate glucosamine 3-O-sulfotransferase 3B1. NCBI's taxonomy places the organism in Eukaryota, Metazoa, Chordata, Mammalia, Primates, Hominidae. The coding region runs from base 2766 to 3938 and encodes 390 amino acids. The transcript has 2 exons. The record is from RefSeq and is a predicted model, not a curated record. Gene Ontology annotation, molecular function: [heparan sulfate]-glucosamine 3-sulfotransferase activity.
UAAUUGCUCACUUAUUAGACUUUACUAAUCCUCAGGACAGGGACUUUUUAUAUCGGGAUUGUCAAAAUCCUUAAAACACUGGAAGACUUACACCCAGGCAGGCCUGAAGUUAGCCACAUGGGAGCUACAGUUCGCCUAACACACACCUAUACAACAUGAAUUUUCCACCUAAAUAACAUAAUUUUCCACCUAAAUAACAUAAUUUUCCACCUAAAUAACAUAAUUUUCCACCUAAAUAACAUAAAAUUUGAAGACACUCCCUACAGAGACACUAUUUUCUCCCCACGUUUCCAAAUAGAGUCGGGCUAGUGCUCAGAAAUAUAUUUGUUCUCAUGUUUUAGAAGUUUAAAAUAAAUGGAUUAGAUUAUAAAAUUAAGAGCGAAUAAGUCACUUCGAAGAACAAACACAACGUCCCAGUGAGACAGGGAAAGAAAAACUAGAAAGAAGUUAUUGCUGAGAAUAUAAAAGCGGGAGGGAAAUCCUCUGCCUAAUUUAUUUCUCCCUCAACAGUUUUGUAAGAAAACGUCUUGGGCUCAAAGUAGUUGCAAAGAAGUCUCCCGUAGCACAGCCAGGGCGCACGGGUCCGGUGCUGGCAGCUGUGCUAUCUGAAUCCUCUCUGAUCAUUACCGCUGCUCAGGCACAUUUUCAAAUCAGGGGUGCUAACGUCAAUCUGGCUUUCUCAGUUUGCUUCCGACGAGGGGGGACCGGACCCAGGGUGGGGCUGCGUAAACUCGGGGACACUUGGGAACAUUUACUCAGGAAGUGAGAGGGUCCGGCUGCUGGUGGCUGGUCCUGGACAGCGUGGUCGAGGGACCAGGGCUCAGGUCGGUUCCGCUGCGCCCGCCGUAGCCGACAGUGAAGUAAGUACAAUGUGGGCGGCGGCUCCCGGUGAGUCACUUCGUGAGUGACACUCAGCCCCGGGGGUCGCGCUGGGGUCGGAGUCGGAAGGAAUGUUCUGUCCCCGGAACCGCUUGCAGCCAGGAGUUGGAGGCCCUCUGGCCCCGCAGAGGCUGGGUUGCAGGCAUCGAAAACUUCCUGAACACGACCAGUAUGAACUUGAUCUCGAGCUUCCGAACUCCAAACGCCUGGGCAAGAAUUCAGCAAAGCGCAGCACCGCUCACCCGCACUUCCCCCAGCUAGCGGUUGCUGUUUCUUGCAAGACGCGUUUAUCCGCCCCAGUCCCGGGUGGGUGAGUCAUUUUGCCAAAGAAAAUGUGGUUGGGGGUGCCUUCGAGUAGACUUUCACUAUUAAAUAAGUGCACCUCAGUGAUGGAUUUGUUCCAAAUUGAUGUUUGACUUUUAAAAAAGCGGUGGCGAAUGACAACACGAAAUAAUCAGUGUCAGAGGUUAGCAAAUCAAACUGUCUCAAAUUAAGGCAAAUGUUGGCUUUAUAUCUGUUCAGGAAAAAGGGGGAGAAGGAAAAUUUUCUCAAACCUAACGUCUCCAACAAACUCAUAUCCAGAUAAAACUUCCUACACAUGACUCCCACACACAUGUUUCGACCAGGAAACUUUUGUUUACCAGACUCUCUUCCUGGUAAUUUCUCCUGUCUCUUUUCCCCUCCCCAACCUAGUUUCGGCAGUUUGGAAGGCUGGAGAUUUUUGUUAAGGACACUUUACACUGAUCUCAGUUAACCGGCAGGCCAAGCUAACCUGGCAAAGAGUAAGAAGGAAAGACACACACACACACACACACACACAUACACACACACACACACGACGGCGAUUUCCAAACAUCCUUUCUACUUAAACUUCCUAAUCCCGUGCCUGUCCCAGAAGGGUCUCCGAAUGAGUCCCCGGCGUGGGUUGGGGGAGGGGGGCGGUUCGAGUGCCUAGUGCAUCUCCGACCCUGCUCUCCCUCCUCCAACCGCUUCCCUACUCUGCAACACGUAAGCAUCACGAAACCUGCUGCGAAACAUCUGGAUGGCGACUCGUGUCCCAACAUCUGGGCAACUACCGCCAAGGCUGGCUUCUAGGGAACGAGUGCGGAAAUGCGUGCGGGUGUGGGAGCGCACCACUCAGUAGGGUAGGACCUCUCCCAGCGCUAGGUCACUGCAGCAUUCUUCCCACCAUCUGCUCCUGUCACCAGCCCCUAACUCCGCCCCUCUGGGCCCGCCCCUUGUUCCGAAGCCAAUAGGAACCCCUGACCGCCCUACACCGCCCAGAAGCCUUUCCACACCCCCUCGUCCUGGGAGCGGGUUGGCUGCUGAGCUCUCGGAGAAGCGCCUGUAUUUGCAUGGCGUUCGGGGUUUUUGGUAGGUAGAGCAGCCCGUCACUCUGGAAGGCCGGGACCGCCCACUCCACCUCGGUCCACAGCUCUCUUCCUGCGCAGUUCGCCUCCGCAGCCUCUGCGGAGAAGUGCCGGGGCUGCUCGAGGCUCAGUUCUUAGGACUGCAAGGAGGCAGCCCCGGCGUGCGGUGGUGCGCACAGUCUAGAGUGGCCAGGGCGCGAGAGUGCAACGUCCUCCUGGCCCCGAGCGCGUCGUCGCGCCCCAGGAGCAGACCCCCCCCCCAGCAGUUACCGCCGUCCUGACUUUCCGUUCCAGUUGCAGCUCCUGCCGGGCAACAUGUCAAGAGUCGCCGCCGCUACAGCUGCCGCCGCCACCUGGGGAAGAGCAGCAGCAGCAGCGGCGGCCGCGGGCACACGGGGGCAAUAAACCGAGCCACCCGGGCGUCCAGUGGGCCGGGGAACCCUCUCUGCGCUCACUGCCCGGCGGGACCCACGCCAUGUGCUGAGCCAUGCCCCUGGCCGCGCCCGCGGGCAGCGCAUGGGGCAGCGCCUGAGUGGCGGCAGAUCUUGCCUCGAUGUCCCCGGCCGGCUCCUACCGCAGCCGCCGCCGCCCCCGCCGCCGGUGAGGAGGAAGCUCGCGCUGCUCUUCGCCAUGCUCUGCGUCUGGCUCUAUAUGUUCCUGUACUCGUGCGCCGGCUCCUGCGCCGCCGCGCCGGGGCUGCUGCUCCUGGGCUCUGGGUCCCGCGCCGCACACGACCCGCCAGCCCUGGCCACAGCUCCGGACCGGACGCCCCCCAGGCUGCCGUUCCGGGCGCCGCCAGCCACCCCACUGGCUUCAGGCAAGGAGAUGGCCGAGGGCGCUGCGAGCCCGGAGGAGCAGAGUCCCGAGGUGCCGGACUCCCCAAGCCCCAUCUCCAGCUUUUUCAGUGGGUCUGGGAGCAAGCAGCUGCCGCAGGCCAUCAUCAUCGGCGUGAAGAAGGGCGGCACGAGGGCGCUGCUGGAGUUUCUGCGCGUGCACCCCGACGUGCGCGCCGUGGGCGCCGAACCCCAUUUCUUCGAUCGCAGCUACGACAAGGGCCUCGCUUGGUACCGGGACCUGAUGCCCAGAACCCUGGACGGGCAGAUCACCAUGGAGAAGACGCCCAGUUACUUCGUCACGCGGGAGGCCCCCGCGCGCAUCUCGGCCAUGUCCAAGGACACCAAGCUCAUCGUGGUGGUGCGGGACCCGGUGACCAGGGCCAUCUCGGACUACACGCAGACGCUGUCCAAGCGGCCCGACAUCCCCACCUUCGAGAGCUUGACGUUCAAAAACAGGACAGCGGGCCUCAUCGACACGUCGUGGAGCGCCAUCCAGAUCGGCAUCUACGCCAAGCACCUGGAGCACUGGCUGCGCCACUUCCCCAUCCGCCAGAUGCUCUUCGUGAGCGGCGAGCGGCUCAUCAGCGACCCGGCCGGCGAGCUGGGCCGCGUGCAGGACUUCCUGGGCCUCAAGAGGAUCAUCACGGACAAGCACUUCUACUUCAACAAGACCAAGGGCUUCCCCUGCCUGAAGAAGGCGGAGGGCAGCAGCCGGCCCCACUGCCUGGGCAAGACCAAGGGCAGGACCCACCCUGAGAUCGACCGCGAGGUGGUGCGCAGGCUGCGUGAGUUCUACCGGCCUUUCAACCUCAAGUUCUACCAGAUGACCGGGCACGACUUUGGCUGGGAUUGAACAAACCCAGUCUAUGUACCUUACCCACGUGGCUUAUCUAUUGACAGAGAUUAUAUGUAUGUAAAAUGUACAGAAAUCUAUUUUAUAAUAAUUUAUUUUUAAUUCAUAAGCAAUUAAUUCACUAAGCUGCCUAGCCACACUCUUUAGAGAGUUAGCUUCAUAGUCUGUUAACAUUCCAAAGUGUUUAACUCUAGUAUUUCGUUCUCUUCUUCACAAUUGAUGGUGCUUCCAUUUUUUCUUCUCCGCUACCUGUUAUAUUUAAAAUGAAGAAAAGCACAACUUGAGAUUUUUGUUGUUACGGGUAUUCAGCCUUCAGUCACCGUCUGAGUUCUCCAGUUGCUGCCUCCUUGUCUUGUCUUGGGUCUCCCAUUCCAGCUUCCCUGUCUCUUCCUGCCUGUGUACCUCGUAGGAACGCUGAGCUGCCUCAAAAGGACUGUAUUCUAAAGGGCAGACCUCAUGUAGCAGCCUCCUUGCAGAUGUGGUGUCCGGUCCAAUGAUGUAGCCUGAAAGCCACAGCCCUAGGGUUCUGUCCCCCGCUCCAUUCAGCACAUGGGGAAAUUUCUCACUCCCUUUACAGGGACGUCCACAUCCUUUUUUUUUUCUUUUUUUUUUUUUUUUUUUUUUUGAGAUGGAGUCUUGCUCUUGUUGCCCAGGCUGGGGCGCAAUUGUGUGAUAUAUGCUCACCACAACCUCUGCUUCCCGGUUCAAGUGAUUCUCCUGUCUCAGCCCCCCAAGUAGCUGGGAUUACAGGCAUGCACCACCAUGCCUGGCUAAUUUUGUAUUUUUAGUAGAGACAGGGUUUCUCCAUGUUGGUCAGGCUGGUAUUGAACUCCCGACCUCAGGUGAUCCGCCUGCCUUGGCCUCCCAAAGUGUUGAGAUUACAGGUGUGAGCCACUGCGCCCUCUAUCCACAUCCUUUUAGAGUCAGAAUGCUAGGGUCCAUUGACUUCAGCUUUUGAUUUUGCAGGAUGGCCCUGUAUCCUCCUCUGCCCCGUUCCCUGGUUUGAAGUGUAUGCAGAUUGUUGCCCCCUCUUUCCCAGGUCAUGUGUGUGAGAUGCCUGGGUGCUGCUUCAGAAAUCAAGAUGAUCUCCUUUAAUUUGCAUGAAACUACACCAUGCUGCGUUCCCCAGGCAGACAGUUCUGCUUUGACACACCAAAGAAUCCGGAGGCUAGCAAAGCCGCCAGCACAAACCAAGGGCGCUGGGUGUCGAGACUCAGAGGGGUCAGCUGUGUCCCGCGGCAUCAGCGUCUACCAAGGUGCUGCUAGGUACAGAGCCAGCCAGUGUUGGGCAGCAGGCUCACAGCCUCAAUAGGGAGAAAAGACAAAGGCCUCAAAAUGACAGGCAGCCUGGCAGAGGAAAGGAGUCUGACACCUCAGCUUGAUGCAUCUUUGGAAUUCCUAGCUCAUCUCAGAAUUAUAUCUCAGAGUGAUAAUAUGGGCAGUAGCCAGUGGCCAAACAGGAAGAACUAAGAGUGGCCCUUGUAAAAAAAGAUUGGGAAAGCUGGGCCCAUAUUGCCUGUAAACCCUUGAGCCUAAUGCUCAUACAGCUGUCCCUUGUUUUAGCCAGGUCUUGACAGAAGGGUUACCAGCACUGUCACUGCUCUACAGAAUGCUCUCCCCAUGCCUCUCUGUUGAUUUAUAACAGCUGGGUAACCAGAUAGCAAUAUAGUGGCAAUUGAGUGGCCAUAUAGUAAUACAGGGGCAAUUGGUUAAACAUAUAGCAAUAUCACAUAAUGAUAUGUUUAAUUUAACCUCAGUUUUUUAAACCAGAAUGCUUCUACCAUAAAAGAAUUGUGAUUUCAGUUAUAUUUCCAUCAAGGACUAUGUGGGAAGAUAUACAUGUUGUCAAAAUGGUCGGGAUGGGAUAGUUACAAAGGACACUUCUGUAUGUUGUAUGGAAUCACUUGCCUGAUAGUAUAAGAAACGUUGUAUGAAAAGAGGAAAAGAUAAAUCAUUUUUAGAAACUGAUCAGAGAUGUCACUAGUCUUUAAGUGAUGUCUUGAAAAUCCAGUUUGUAUUUGCCCAAAAGUUUUAGCCUACAUCUAGCUAGCUUACACUUAGCAGCCAAACCAUCAUUGUGUAGGUUCUGUUUUGGAGAAAGCUCAUGGGGGAUCUGUGUAUUUCUUAGGUUUCUCCCUGUUCUCCAAUGUUUUAUCCAUUUCGUAGCUUUUUUACUAUCUCCAGAAAGUAGUGUAGGACCUGCACUUAGGGGAAUACCAGAAUCAUAGCGUGGUUCUGCCUUCUUGAUGAGUGAUUGUGAAAAACACCUGCAUAAGGGUGCUAAUUGGUUGUGUAUUUUUUCAUUUAUUUGAAAUCAAACUGAGAACGCCUCUUUUCGGUUUACAGCAUAACAUGGCUUGAAGUAAAAGGCAGUAUCCAAGUCCUUCACGUGGUCUUGCCCUGUCUACUUUCUGAUCAUUCUGAUGGUCUGAUGUGGCAGUCGAUGUGGAACUGCAGAAGAGUUCGGAGAAGAGUAUGCAACAAAGCCAUAGGAAAACACGCAGGAGCUUUUCCCUCCCCUUCAGGUCCCUGCCCUCUUUCCAAGCUGGACAAUUUUUUAUUAAGUUGUUUAUUCCCUGCCUUAAAACUGAAACAGGAAAUUUUCUGGUAGAAGGAGGAUCAUUUAGUCAUGAACACUGAAGUGGGUCAAAAUUCUAUUCUGGGUCAAAUCCUUGAAUUCAAACAGAUGUCCAUAUUAGUACUGAUGGAAUAGAGCAAGUUUUUCUAUGUAAGACAAAUAAAUCAAACAUCAUGUGCAUCUCCUCAUAAGGGUCUGAUGGCUUAAAGUUCCUAACAGAUCUGGUUGCAGCAUCUGCCGGAGCUUGCACCCCAUCAUCGGACGGUCAUCUUCCUCCUGCAGAAGUUAGGUAACGUAAGACUUAGAUUUCUUCCUGUUCUAGCAAUCUGCAAGACCACCAAGCUUAACUUUUUAGCUGCCAGAAGACAAACACCCUUUUCUGUUUCGGCAAUUUGUCCUGGCACGUGUUUUGGACUUCCUCCAAUUUACACGAAAAGCUCUGAUAUUCAUUGGAGUACUUUAUUUUUUUUCCUCAGUUUUGUUUCUUUUCUCAUGUGAAAACAAACAAAAAGGUCAACAAAAAAAAAUUGGGAGGUUUUUCUUGUUUCUAUCUACUUCAUGCUUUCUUUGCGGUGUUUGAACAGUAGUCUGUUAACUUAGUAGGUGGUACCUGGAAAGGUACUUUCAGUAUAGUGACUGUUUAAUAAAUACUUAAUUGGACGAUGGAGGAGGAGAAAUUGUUUUCUUCCCAGGAUUCUCUUUGGGGGUCAUUUUGAGUGACAGAUAUAUUUUAGACAUUUGGAGAAACAGUUUCAGAUCCUGCCAGGAUAUUUUUGUAAGAAAGGAAAAUGGAAGGUUCCAAUAAACUAGAAACAUUACGCAUCUAAGAUGCUGACACAGAAGCUAAUGUGACUUUUCAGCUUAUCAAGAGGAUGGCCAAUAAAACUUAAAGGUGUGGUUAGAUGUUUUCUCACUUUUGUGACAUUAAUUUAUCACUGAGUCUCAUUCAACCAAGUAAUCUAAAAUACUGUGCAAAUUCUAGCAGUAUGUCUUCGAUAACUUGGAUGUUAGGAUAGCCAAUAUGUACAAAAAAUUAAAUCAAGUAUUUUGUCCUAUGUAUAACACAAAUUAAUUUUACACAGAGAAAGAUGUUUCUAGGCAAAUGAAAUUCUGGUAAUUCAUACUAUUUCUUUGUAUGAACAAAUAAAAUAUAUUUUGCCAA